Messenger RNA from Cololabis saira (Pacific saury), 8609 nucleotides. Its product is annotated as filamin-C-like. Gene Ontology annotation, biological process: actin cytoskeleton organization. The record is from RefSeq and is a predicted model, not a curated record. Gene Ontology annotation, molecular function: actin filament binding. The transcript has 48 exons. NCBI's taxonomy places the organism in Eukaryota, Metazoa, Chordata, Actinopteri, Beloniformes, Belonidae. The coding region runs from base 1 to 7830 and encodes 2609 amino acids.
AUGACGUCUGUGUUUGUGCCGCCUUCAGGUCUGUGUCCCGACUGGGAGACAUGGGACCCCAACCAGCCGGUGGAAAACGCCCGGGAGGCCAUGCAGCAGGCUGACGACUGGCUGGGAGUGCCACAGGUGAUCGCCCCGGAGGAGAUCGUGGACCCCAACGUGGACGAGCACUCGGUCAUGACCUACCUGUCCCAGUUCCCCAAGGCCAAGCUGAAGCCCGGGGCCCCCCUGAGGGCCAAGACCCUGCACCCCAAGCGGGCCAAGGCCUACGGGCCCGGUAUUGAGCCCAGAGGGAACACGGUUCUGAAGCCGGCGGAGUUCCUGGUGGAGACGGUGGAGGCCGGACUGGGGGAGGUCCUGGUCUACGUGGAGGACCCAGAGGGACACACCGAGGAGGCCCGGGUCAUCCCCAACAACGACAAGAGCCGGACCUACUCCGUGGUCUACCUGCCCAAGGUGGAGGGGCUCCACAAGGUGAAGGUUCUGUUCGCUGGGCAGGACAUCAACCAGAGCCCCUUCCUGGUGACCGUCUCCAAGGCCCUGGGCGACCCGACACGGGUCCAGGCCCGCGGGCCGGGGCUGCAGCCCACGGGCAACGUGGCCGGAAAACCCACCUACUUCGACAUCUACACCGCAGGGGCCGGAGCCGGGGACGUGGGCGUGGUCAUCGUGGACUCCGGCGGCCGCCGGGACACGGUGGAGGUGGUCCUGGAGAACCGGGGGGACUCCGUGUUCCGGUGCACCUACGUUCCGGUCCUGGAGGGGCCCCACACCGUCUACCUGACCUUCGCCGGCCAGCAGGUCCCCAGGAGCCCCUUCACCGUCCACAUCUCCGAGGUUUCCCAGGGCGCCCCCCCUCCUCCGGGGUCCCCGGUCCAGAUCGUACCGGUCCGCACCCCCCCCUCCGACCGGACCAGGAGGGCCCCCCCCCCGACUCCUCCCAAGCCCCGGCGACCAACCUGUAACCCGAACGUCUGCCGGGCCGCGGGCCGAGGUCUGCAGCACAAGGGCCUGAGGGUGAAGGAGGUGGCGGACUUUAAGGUGCACACCAAAGGAGCCGGCAGCGGGGAGCUGAAAGUUACCGUGAAGGGACCCAAGGGUCUGGAGGAACCGGUGAAGAUCCUGGAGACGGAGAACGGCGUGUUUGAGUGUAACUAUUACCCCGUCAUGGUGGGGAAGUACGUGGUGAGCAUCGCCUGGGGAGGAAUCGCCAUCCCACGCAGCCCCUUUGAGGUGCAGGUGAGCCAGGAGGCGGGGCCCCAAAAGGUGAGGGCCUGGGGUCCGGGCCUGGAGACCGGCCUGGUGGGGAAGAGCGCCGACUUCGUGGUGGAGGCCAUCGGCACGGAGGUGGGAACUCUGGGUUUCUCCAUCGAGGGUCCGUCCCAGGCCAAGAUCGAGUGCGACGACAAAGGCGACGGGUCGUGUGACGUGAGGUACUGGCCGACGGAGGCGGGCGACUACGCCGUCCACGUCAUCUGCGACGACGAGGACAUCAAGGACAGCCCCUUCAUGGCUCACAUCCUCCCGGCGGCCAGCGACGUCUUUCCUGAGAAGGUGAAGUGCUUCGGUCGAGGUCUGGAGCCCGUGGGCUGCAUCGUCAACAAACCGGCGGACUUCACUGUCGACACCCACGGCGCCGGCAGGGGGGAGCUGAAGCUCUACGCUCAGGACGCCGACGGCUUCCCGAUCGACGUGCAGAUCACGGAUAACGGAGACAGCACCUACUUCUGCGUUUACAUUCCCACCAAACCCAUCAAACACACCAUCAUCGUCACCUGGGGCGAGGUCAACGUUCCCCACAGCCCCUUCAGGGUGACCAUCUGGGAGGGCAGCCAUCCGGAGAACGUGAAGGUGUACGGUCCGGGCGUGGAGAAGUCGGGCCUGAAGGCCAACGAGCCGACCUACUUCACCGUGGACUGCAGCGACGCCGGACAGGGUGACGUCAGCAUCGGGAUCAAGUGCUCGCCCGGCGUGGUGGGACCCGCCGAGGCCGACAUCGACUUCGACAUCAUCAAGAACGACAACGACACCUUCACGGUGAAGUACAUGCCCCCGGGACCCGGCCAGUACACCAUCAUGGUGCUGUUUGCCGACCAGGAAAUCCCCGUCAGCCCCUUCAGAAUAAAGGUGGACCCUUCCCACGAUGCAGCCAAGGUCAGAGCAGAGGGACCUGGACUCAGCAGGACGGGUGUGGAGGUGGGCAAACCCACUCACUUCACCAUUUACACGAAGGGAGCCGGCAAAGCCAAGCCCGAGGUCCAUUUCACCGGAGCAGCCAAAGGCGACGCCGUGCGGGACUUCGAGAUCAUCGACAACCACGACUACUCGUACACGGUCCGCUACACGGCGAUCCAGCAGGGGAACAUGUCCAUCACCGUGUGCCACGGAGGAGACCCCAUCCCCAAGAGCCCGUUCAGCAUCGUGGUGGCCCCCCCACUGGACCUCAGCAAGGUCAAAGUCCAGGGGAUGAACAACAAGGUGGACGUUGGGAAGGACCAGGAGUUCUCUGUCUGCACCCGGACCGCCGGUGGUCAGGGGAACCUGGACGUGAAGAUCUCCUCGCCGUCCCGCCGCCCAAUCCCCUGCAAGCUGGAGUCGGGCGGCCCCGAUGAGCUUCACGCGGUCAAGUACAUCCCCCCCGAGGAGGGGCUGUACCGCGUGGACAUCAGCUACGACGGAAACCCCAUCCCCGGGAGUCCCUUCACCGUGGAGGGCGUGAUGCCCCCCGACCCUUCAAAGGUGCGAGCGUACGGCCCCGGCCUUCAGGGCGGUGUUGUGGGUAAACCCGCCCCCUUCGCCAUCGACACCAAGGGCGCCGGCACCGGCGGCCUGGGCCUGACGGUGGAGGGGCCCUGCGAGGCCAAGAUCGAGUGCCAGGACAACGGCGACGGCUCCUGCUCCGUGUCCUACCUGCCCACCGAGCCCGGCGAGUACGCCAUCAACAUCCUGUUCGCCGAGCAGCACAUCCCCGGCUCGCCCUUCAAGGCGCUGGUCCAGUCGGUGUUCGACCCCGGCAAGGUGACGGCCAGCGGGCCGGGCCUGGAGCGCGGCCGGGUCAACGAGACGGGCUGCUUCACGGUGGACUGCUCCCAGGCCGGCGAGGCCGAGCUCACCAUCCAGAUCAUCUCGGAGGCCGGCACCGAGGUGGAGGUGCACGUGCAGAACAACAGUGACGGGACGUACGCCAUCACCUACAUCCCGCUGAGCCACGGCAUGUACACCGUCACCAUCGACUACGGGGGCCACGCCGUGCCGCAGUUCCCGGCCCGCCUUCAGGUGGAGCCGGCCGUGGAGGUGUACGGCCCGGGGGUGGAGCCCAGAGGCGUCCUGAGGGAGGUGUCCACCCACUUCACCGUGGACUCCAGGGCCCACUACCAGACCGGCGGGAGCCACGUCAAGGUCAGCGUCUCCAACCCGUCGGGCGCCAACACGGACGCCUACGUCUCCGACAAGGGCGACGGCACCUACCGGGUGGAGUACCUGCCCUACGAGGACGGUUUGCACCUGAUUGAAGUUCUCCUGGACGACGUCCCGGUCCCCAAGAGUCCCUUCAGGGUGACGGUGGCCGAGGGUUGUGACCCCAGCCGGGUUUGUGCCUUCGGUCCGGGUCUGGAGGAGGGACUGGUGAACAAGUCCAACCGCUUCACCGUCGAGACCAGAGGUGCAGGCACUGGGGGCCUCGGCCUGGCCAUCGAGGGCCCGUCCGAGGCAAAGAUGUCCUGCAAGGACAACAAAGACGGCAGCUGCAGCGUGGAGUACAUCCCCUUCACUCCCGGAGAGUAUGACGUCAACAUCACCUUCGGAGGUCUUCCUAUCCCAGGAAGCCCGUUCCGUGUCCCGGUGCGAGAGCUGGUGGACCCCAGCAAGGUGAGGUGUUCCGGUCCUGGUCUCGGGGGAGGAGUCCGAGCCCACGUCCCCCAGACCUUCACGGUGGACAGCAGCAAGGCGGGCGUGGCCCCGCUGGAGGUCCUGCUCUACGGGCCGACAGGUCUGGCCGAGCCGGUCAACGUCACCGACAACGGCGACGGCACCCACACGGUCAACUACACCCCCGCCAACGACGGCCCGUACACGGUGUGCGUGAAGUACGCCGACCAGGAGGUUCCUCGCAGCCCUUUCAAGAUCAAAACUCUCCCGGCCCACGAUGCCAGCAAGGUCCGGGCCAGCGGUCCGGGCCUGAACGCCUCCGGGGUCCCGGCCAGCCUCCCGGUGGAGUUCACCAUCGACGCCAGGGACGCCGGGGAGGGACUGCUGGCGGUGCAGAUACUGGAUCCGGACGGCUGCCGGCGCGAGGCCUCGGUGUUUGUGGAGGACUGGGGCAUGAGGGUGUGGGAGUCCCACAUAGUCAAGAAAACCAUCCCCUUCAGUAUUCUGAGGAGAGGCUGCGACCCGGAGGGGAAACCCAAGAAGGCCAACAUCCGAGACAACCGAGACGGCACCUACACGGUGUCCUACGUUCCCGACAUGACGGGCCGCUACACCAUCACCAUCAAGUAUGGCGGAGACGAGAUCCCAUACUCACCCUACCGGAUCCACGCCGUGCCCAGCGGAGAUGCCAGCAAGUGUCUGGUCACAGUGUCGAUCGGUGGACAUGGACUCGGCUCAGGUCUCGGUCCAACCAUCCAGAUCGGAGAGGAGACAGUCAUCACAGUGGACGCAAAGGCUGCUGGGAAAGGUAAAGUCACCUGCAAGGUGUCGACGCCGGACGGGGCGGAGCUGGAUGUGGAUGUCGUGGAGAACGCGGAUGGGACCUUCGAUAUUUACUACACUGCUCCGGAGCCGGGGAAGUACGUGAUCACCAUCCGGUUUGGAGGGGAACACAUUCCCAACAGCCCCUUCCAUGUGGUGGCCUGUGAAAGUGUCCCCAUAGUCGAGGAACCAUGUGACCUCCUUCAAGUGCAGUCCCCGUACUCGCCCUUCGUGGGCGUCGCCCGUCCCUGGGCCACCGAUGAUCCGAUCAGCGCCGUCGACGCCAUGGACCCGACACUGCGUCCCUUCAGUCUGGUGAUUCCCUUCACCGUGCAGAAGGGAGAGAUCACAGGUGAAGUGCGGAUGCCGUCUGGUCGGACAGCUCGUCCUCACAUCACCGACAACAAGGAUGGAACGGUGACGGUGAAGUACUCACCAACUGAACGAGGCCUGCACGAGAUGGACAUCAAGUACGACGGCAACCACAUCCCAGGAAGUCCUCUCCAGUUCUACGUUGAUGCCAUCAACAGUGGUCAUGUGACAGCGUACGGUCCGGGUCUCAGCCACGGCACGGUGAACGCACCGGCUACGUUCACCAUCGUCACCAAAGAUGCCGGAGAAGGUGGUUUGUCUCUGGCCGUUGAGGGUCCGUCCAAAGCAGAAAUCAGCUGUAAAGACAACAAAGACGGGACGUGCACCGUGUCCUACAUGCCCACCGCACCUGGAGACUACAACAUCAUCGUCAAAUUUGAUGACAAGCACAUCCCAGGCAGCCCCUUCACCGCCAAGAUCACCGAUGUUUAUUGUCCAGGUGAUGACUCGGUGAGGACAUCCCAGCUCAACGUUGGCACGGCAACAGACGUUUCCUUAAAGAUCACGGAGACGGACCUGACCAGCCUGACGGCGACGAUCCGAGCGCCUUCAGGCCACGAGGAGCCCUGCUUGCUCAAGAGGCUGCCCAACAGACACAUCGGAAUCUCCUUCACACCAAAGGAAGUCGGCGAACACGUGGUGAGCGUGAAGAAAAGUGGGAAGCAUGUGACCAACAGUCCGUUCAAGAUCAUGGUGGGUCAGUCGGAGAUCGGAGACGCCAGCAAGGUGAAGGUUUACGGCCAGGGGCUGGUGGAGGGACACACCUUCGAGGUGUCCGAGUUCAUCGUGGACACCAGGAACGCAGGUUACGGAGGUCUGGGUCUGUCCAUCGAGGGUCCCAGUAAGGUGGACAUUAACUGUGAGGACGUGGAUGACGGGACGUGCAAAGUCACCUACUGCCCAACGGAACCUGGAAACUACAUCAUCAACAUCAAAUUUGCCGACCAACACAUUCCAGGAAGUCCGUUCACCGUGAAGAUAUUCGGCGAGGGUCGGAUGAAGGAGAGCAUCACCAGGAAACGCCAAGCCCCCUCCAUCGCCACGGUGGGCAGCACCUGCGACCUCAACCUGAAGAUCCCAGGGAACUGGUUUCAGAUGGUCUCGGCUCAGGAGCGCGUGACCCGGACCUUCACCCGCAGCAGCCACACCUACACCCGGACCGAGCGGACCGAGAUCAGCAAGACCCGGGCCGGCGAGACCAAGAGGGAGGUCCGGGUGGAGGAGAGCACCCAGGUCGGAGGAGACCCCUUCAGGGACGUGUUCGGAGACUUUCUGGGCCGAGAAAGUCUGAGCGGCUUCAGCGGGCCGCCGCUGCAGGACGGUGAGGCCGGGAACCAGGAGAUGACGGCUCAGGUGACGAGUCCCGGAGGGAAGACGGACGACGCAGAGAUCAUCAAAGGGGAGGACAGCACCUACAGCGUCCGCUUCAUCCCCCAGGAGAUGGGCCCCCACACGGUCAGCGUCAAGUACCGGGGCCAGCACGUUCCCGGGAGCCCCUUCCAGUUCACCGUGGGGCCCCUGGGGGAGGGAGGAGCCCACAAGGUCCGGGCCGGAGGAACCGGGCUGGACCGGGGGGUGGCAGGAAUCCCAGCUGAGUUCAGUAUCUGGACCAGAGAAGCUGGAGCUGGAGGUCUGUCCAUCGCCGUCGAGGGGCCGAGCAAAGCCGAGAUCACCUUUGAAGACCGGAAGGACGGUUCCUGCGGGGUCGCCUAUGUGGUCCAGGAGCCCGGUGAUUACGAGGUUUCUAUUAAAUUUAACGAUGAACACAUCCCAGACUCUCCGUUUCUCGUCCCCGUCGCCACUCUGUCGGAUGAUUCUCGCCGCCUCACCAUCACCAGCUUACAGGAGAUGGGUCUGAAGGUUGGGCAGGAGGCCUCCUUCGCCGUGCAGUUCAACGGGGCGCGAGGCCUGAUCGAUGCCAAGAUUCACUCGCCAUCAGGGGCCAUGGAGGAGUGUUACAUCACCGAGCUGGACACCGACCAACACGCCAUCAGGUUCAUCCCGAAGGAGAACGGCGUCCACUCCAUAGACGUCCGCUUCAACGGCAGCCACGUCCCCGGCAGUCCCUUCAAAAUCCGAGUGGGAGAGCCGGGACAGGUGGGAGACCCAGGACUGGUGUCGGCCUUCGGACCGGGCCUGGAGGGAGGAACCACAGGCGUGGCGUCGGAGUUUAUCGUCAACACGUGUAACGCCGGCGCCGGCGCUCUGUCGGUGACGAUCGACGGACCGUCCAAGGUGAAGAUGGACUGCCAGGAGAGUCCAGAGGGCUACACGGUCUCCUACACCCCCCUGGCUCCCGGGAACUACCUGAUCUCCAUCAAGUAUGGAGGACCCCAACACAUCGUGGGCAGCCCCUUCAAAGCCAAAGUCUCAGGACCUCGUUUAUCUGGCGGACACAAUCUUCACGAGACGUCGUCCGUUCUGGUGGAAACCGUCACCAAGACCUCGGCGAUGGCCGGCGCCUUCGCCUCCCUGCCCAAGUUCUCGUCGGACGCCAGCAAGGUGCUGCCCCGCGGGGCUGGGCUGUCGAAGGCCUUCAUCGGCCAGAAGAACACCUUCACGGUGGACUGCAGCAACGCAGGAACCAACAUGCUGAUGGUGGGGGUCCACGGGCCCCGGGCGCCCUGCGAGGAGGUCUACGUCAAGCACAUGGGCAACCGCAUGUACAACGUCACCUACACCGUCAAGGAGCAGGGCAGCUACAUCCUGAUCGUCAAGUGGGGGGACGAGCACGUCCCGGGGAGCCCCUUCCACGUCACCGUCCCCUGAGACCGGACUCUAGUCCCCCUCCCCACCCCCACCACCACUCCACCUCCUCCUCCAUGCACUGAAGACUUUCACUUCCUGUUCUGGGAGAGUUUUUUCCCACUUUGUGCCAAAGUUUCCCGUGUUUUUCUGAUUUCUUGCGCUAGCUAGCCGUUUCCAUGGCGACGACGUCCCGUUCAUUUUAUAUCCGACACACAAAGCAGGAGAUUAUAUCGUCGGCAGGAACGAGUUCCGUCUUGUAUCGUAUUUUCCAUUUUUAUCCAGUAAAUGUUUCAUGUGCUCAAGUAAAAUAAUCCACCUUUGGUUCGCCGCGCUCUUAUUUUGAAAGGUCGUAGAACUGCCUGUAGAGACGGAUCUGAUCGUCGUCUUCCACUCGUCCGAUUUCCAGGUUAUACAGGUGACAUUUUUAUUUUUAUUCUUUAUUUCAUUUAUUAAAAGAAAAACAAAACAGUUCAAUAUAAUUACAACAAAUCUCUUUCCUUGAAUGAAAGGGAACAGAAAGAAGCUUAUUUUAUCUGUCCCUUUUUCCUAAGAAAUCAAAUUUCAAUUAAUGUAAUAAUAAAAAAACAAAAACAAAUUACGCAAUUAAAAAAAAAAAACACUUUCCAAAUACCCUAAAUAUUCCACGUACCAGUAGGCCCCGCCCCCUCGAACACAGCUGAGCCAAUGGCUGUUGAGCAUCAGUUCCACAGGGACCAGAACUCGGACAUCUGUAGUUUCCAGGUCCAGAGGAAACAGAACCUCCUGAAAUCUCGUCUGUUUUAACGCUUUUAAACCAAAAC